This is a messenger RNA of Striga asiatica, 1993 nucleotides long. Lineage: Eukaryota; Viridiplantae; Streptophyta; Magnoliopsida; Lamiales; Orobanchaceae. The record is from the annotation of a GenBank genome assembly.
AAAUAAUUGAUUAAAUAAAAAAGGAAAAAUAAAAUAAAAUAAAAAAUUGGUUAAUAGAGAGAAGGGCGGGUCAAAUUAAAUCCUCUCCCUCCAUUCUUAUUUUUCAUUCUCUUCCCCACACUUUCUCUGUCCAGCUGACUCUUCCUUCUCUAUAUCGGCAUCUCAUCCGAGGGGGCUGAUCCUACUUCCACCGCCGCCGCCGCCGCCGCCGCCGCCAGAUUAGAUCUCCGACGGUUCCAAGAUGAUCACGAUCCCUUAUCUCACCGCCUUGACAACAUAUUUCAGCUAUGGCCUCCUUUUCGCGUUCGGCCAGCUGCGCGACUUUUUCCGCAAGAUUAUAGACUGGUGGGCCCAGAGCACCCUACAGGGCUAUGCGCCGAUCUGUUUGGGGCUGGAGGAUUUCUACAUUCGGAGAUUGUAUCUAAGAAUUCAGGAUUGCUUUAAUAGACCGAUAGCAAGCCCACCUGAUUCUUGGUUCGAUUUGGUGGAGCGUGUCUCCAAUGACAAUAACAAAACAUUAAAACGGAUUACUAAGGUGAAAAGGUGUCUUAACUUGGGAUCGUAUAACUACCUAGGGUUUGCUUCAGCAGAUGAGUACUGCACGCCGCGUGUAAUUGAGUCCUUGAAGAAAUUUUCUCCAAGCACCUGUAGUUCUCGGAUUGAUGGGGGGACAACCAUAUUGCACGCUGAGUUGGAGGAGUGUGUAGCGAAUUUUAUAGGAAAGGAAGCUGCAGUAGUUUUUGGCAUGGGUUAUGUAACGAAUUCUGCCAUUCUUCCUGUAUUGACGGGGAAGGGAAGUUUGAUUAUCAGUGAUUCUCUCAACCAUAACUCCAUAGUUAAUGGUGCUCGAGGAUCUGGAGCCACUGUUCGAGUGUUUCAGCAUAACACACCGUCCCAUUUGGAGAAGGUUCUGAGGGAUCAAAUUGCUGACGGACAGCCCAGAACACACAGACCUUGGAAAAAGAUUUUGGUGGUUGUGGAGGGAAUCUACAGUAUGGAAGGAGAACUUUGCAACCUUCCUGAAAUAGUUUCCAUAUGCAAGAAAUACAAGGCGUACGUUUAUCUAGACGAGGCCCACAGCAUUGGGGCUAUUGGAAAAACUGGAAGAGGUGUAUGUGAGCUCUUAGGCGUUGAUACUGCAGAUGUGGAUAUUAUGAUGGGAACUUUCACUAAAUCAUUCGGGUCAUGUGGUGGCUAUAUUGCUGGAUCUAAGGAACUUAUUGAGUACCUCAAGUACACAUGUCCUGCUCAUCUGUAUGCCACAUCAAUAUCACCACCUGCAGCUCAGCAAAUUAUAUCUUCCAUUAAAGUCGUUCUCGGAGAAGAUGGUUCUUGCAGAGGGGCUCAAAAGCUUGCCAAAAUCCGUGAAAACAGUAACUUCUUCAGGUCCGAGUUGCAGAAGAUGGGUUUCGAAGUUCUAGGCGACAAUGAUUCGCCUGUCAUGCCCGUUAUGCUCUAUAAUCCAGCAAAAAUUCCUGCUUUUUCACGUGAAUGCCUCAAGAGAAAUGUUGCUGUGGUAACUGUUGCUUUUCCAGCUACCCCUUUGCUGUUGGCACGUGCUCGCAUUUGCAUCUCGGCUGCUCAUUCAAGGGAAGACCUUCUCAGAGCUUUAGAGGUUCUUAGCGAGGUCGGCGACCUGGUAGGCAUAAAGUACUUUCCUGCUGAGCCAAAGAAGCAGCAGCAGCUAGAGGCAGAUAGAGCGCGACAGCGAUCAAGCCUUGUGAAGGAGGAGGCGGAGACGACGACCUAUACAUCCAGCUACAACGGAGAUGGAGGCGAAGUCAGAGGCGGCGGAUUCUCCGCAGAUAGGCGUUCGAGAUUCAGAAUACUGAGUUCAUCAAACGGGAGCCCAAGGAUUGAUAGCUUCGGCGACGGAGAAGAGGGAUUUCGGCGCGGCGAUCGGAAAUUGCAGGUUGGGAUCAGACAUCAUAGCCAGAAAUUGGAUAAGGAAUUGCAGAGAGAAGGGAUUUUGGGGCAGGGGUCACUUUUGUAA